Messenger RNA from Aquila chrysaetos chrysaetos, 623 nucleotides. Its product is annotated as ribonuclease CL2-like. The record is from RefSeq and is a predicted model, not a curated record. Lineage: Eukaryota; Metazoa; Chordata; Aves; Accipitriformes; Accipitridae. Gene Ontology annotation, molecular function: nucleic acid binding.
GCCAGUAUAAAAGAGGCACAGAGGAGUGGGAGGGAUCCUGGAGACCCCGAGGCCAUAAGGGAAACUGAGGCACACACACAGAGGUGCGGGUGCCCAUGGCAGGCUGGGCCCUCUGCACGGCCCUGGUGCUGGCAGCGCUGGCAGGGGCGGUGGGCGAGACCCGCUAUGAGAAGUUCCUGCGGCAGCACGUGGACCACCCCCGGACAUCCGUGCUCGCGGCGCACCGCUACUGCGAGACCAUGCUGGCACGCCGGCGGGUGACGGCCCCGGGGCGGCCCUGCAAGCCCUCCAACACCUUUGUGCACGCACCAGCCGAGGAGUUGCUGGCUGCCUGCACCCAGACGCCUGAUGCAGCGGGGCUCCGCAGCACCCCGACACCCAUGGGCCUCACAGCCUGCCGCCUGCGGGGGGGGGACACCCGGCCUCCUUGCACCUACCGGGCUCGGCAGCUCCAGCACCACGUGCGCGUCGCCUGCCUUGACGGGCUGCCUGUGCACCUCGCUGGCACCCACGCACCCCCCUAGUGAGGCUUGACAUGGCGGGGGGGAGGCUGUAGGUGGGGAUGUGGGUUCUCCCUCCCACUGGGGGCUCCGUGAGGGCCUGCAAUAAAGGAGGUGCCACAG